Syngnathus acus (greater pipefish) is the source of this 1530-nucleotide messenger RNA. It is a transcript of the gene clybl, whose product is annotated as citrate lyase beta like. Gene Ontology annotation, biological process: regulation of cobalamin catabolic process. Gene Ontology annotation, molecular function: (S)-citramalyl-CoA lyase activity. The transcript has 8 exons. Lineage: Eukaryota; Metazoa; Chordata; Actinopteri; Syngnathiformes; Syngnathidae. The coding region runs from base 31 to 1047 and encodes 338 amino acids. The record is from RefSeq and is a predicted model, not a curated record.
AAUCGAGGUCUUCCAUUCGCAUGAGGAAAAAUGGCGGCGCCCGUCAGAAGGACUGUCAAACGACUUUUGCAACACGAUGGUGUCGGGCUCAGGUUGUUCACCAAGGGAUGGCGUCACCGCCAUGACACUGCAGGUGCUUCGCUGCCCUAUGUACCCCGCAGAGCCGUGCUCUACUGCCCCGGCAAUGAUGAGCGAAAGCUGAGGAAACUGGCCACACUGGACCUUGAUUGCGCCGUCCUAGACUGCGAGGAUGGCGUAGCCCUCAGCAAAAAGGCCGAGGCCAGGGAAAACAUUCCCAGGAUGUUGGCUGAACUGAACCUGGGCCGGACGGAGAAGUGUGUGAGGGUUAACUCGGUGUCCAGUGGUUUAGCUGAGGCUGACCUACAAGUUGUCCUACAAGCUGAGGUUCUCCCACCUGCCCUUAUGUUGCCCAAAGUGGAAGACACUCAAGAAGUCCAGUGGUUCGUUGACAGGUUUCAGCGGAGCUUGAAAGGACGGUCGUUGACGGGACCCGUUCGCCUGGUGACCUUUGUGGAAACGGCUGUGGGCCUGCUCAACUUUAAGGCGGUAUGCCAGGAAAUCCGUCGACUCGCACCCGAGGCGGGCCUUCAUCACGAUGGCGUGGUGUUCGGUUCCGAUGACUUCUGUGCCAGUAUAGGCGCCACACGGACCAAGGAUGCCAAGGAGCUGCUGUACGCUAGGCAGAAAGUGGUCACCACCGCCAAGGCUUUCGGGCUGCAGGCUAUCGACCUGGUGUACAUCGACUACAAAGACGUGGAGGGGCUGAGGCGGCAGGCCCGAGAAGGAGCUCUCAUGGGCUUCACAGGUAAACAGGUCAUCCACCCUGGGCAGGUCCAGGCCGUGCAGGAAGAAUUCUCUCCCAGUCAGCAGAGGGUCCAGUGGGCGAAAGAGCUCAUUGCAGCAUUUGAGCAACACCAGAAAGAAGGAAAGGGUGCGUUCACGUUCCACGGUAGCAUGAUUGACAUGCCCUCCCUGAAGCAAGCGCAGAACAUCGUCACGCUCUCUGCUGCCGUGCCACAGAAAUAAUGUGGGCCGCCAGGGACCAAGAACUGCUGGUGGAGGGGGGCCGCGGGCCAGGCAGGCACUGGACUUUGCCUGACACCAAGUUUGCUUUCAAUUUAGGGAUGUUGGACUUUUUGGGAGCGAAAAUUCUACAUUUGGACAAGCUCUUCCCUGGGGGCUUCUGGUGGAGGGGCGCCAUCAUUCCAUCAUCCCGAGCCCACACCUGCAUUCUCCUCGAGGUCACCAUCAAAGCAUCUUGAUGGUCUGAGCCACUGGGCGAAAAGGGUAAACAAACACUAUUUUGAUUUGCGGGAGAGCCAUUCACCCCCAUUCACACCCGCUCCCGCCCUCUUCAGGGGCCGGCUCAUAAACGCAGAACAACGUGAACUCACCAUUUAGCGUCUUUGUGUGGCUCCCUUGAGCAAAAGUCAUGCGGCUCCUUGCGCGGGCAGCCUGCGGGUCUAACUGUGGGCAAAUAUAAUAAAAGCUGCCUGAUCUCUCAUUUAA